GCACUGUGGGUGCACUGUGGGUGCAGUGUGGGUGCCCUGGGUGCACUGUGGGUGCAGGGUGCAUGCAUGAGUGCAGGGUGGGUACAACACGGGUGCCCGGGGCGCGCUGUGGGUGCCCUGUGGGCGCCCGGGGUGCAGCGGGGGGGGGUGCCCACGAGCGCCCAUGGGUGCUGGCGGGCCCCGGCAGGUCGACGCCGGAGCUGCGGAAGGAGCGCUCGCGGGACGCGGCGCGGUGCCGGCGCAGCCGGGAGACCGAGGUCUUCUACCAGCUGGCGCACACCCUGCCCUUCGCCCGCGGCGUCAGCGCCCACCUCGACAAGGCCUCCAUCAUGCGCCUCACCAUCAGCUACCUGCGCGUCCACCGCCUCCUGGCUGCCGGCGCCUGGGCGGCAGCGGCCGAGGAGGUGGACGGGUGUUAUCUGAAGGCGCUGAGCGGUUUCGUGAUGGUGCUGAGCGAGGCGGGAGACAUGAUCUUCCUGUCCGAGAACGUCAACCGGCUGCUGGGGCUCAGCCAGCUGGAGCUGAUUGGCCACAGCGUCUUUGACUUUGUGCACCCCUGUGAUCACGAGGAGCUGCAGGAUGUGCUCAGCCCCCGGCAGGCGGUGCCGCGGCGGCGGGGGGAGCGCUCGGGGCGCAGCUUCUCCCUGCGGAUGAAGAGCACCCUGACGGGGCGCGGGCGCUGCCUCAACCUCAAGGCGGCCUCCUGGAAGGUGCUGCACUGCGCGGGGCACAUGCGGUCCUACGCGGGGGCCGGGGGGGGCGACCCCCCCCUGCGGUGCCUGGUGCUGAUCUGCGAGGCCAUCCCCCACCCCGGGGCCAUCGAGACCCCCCUGGGCUCGGGCACCGUCCUCACCCGCCACUCCAUGGACAUGAAGUUCACCUACUGCGAUGACAGGAUCGGGGAGGUGGCGGGGUACGCCCCCGAGGAGCUGCUCGGCUGCUCCCUCUACGAGUACGUCCACGCCCUCGACUCCGACACCCUCAGCAGGAGCGUGCACACCCUGCUGAGCAAGGGACAGGCGGUGACGAGCCAGUACCGGUUCCUGGCCAAGCGCGGGGGGUUCCUGUGGGCGCAGACCCAGGCCACCGUCAUCGCCAACAGCCGCAGCGCCCAGCCCGAGGGCAUCGUCUGCCUCCACUUCGUCCUCAGCCGCGUGGAGCAGCGAGGGGUGGUGCUGUCGCUGGAGCAGACCCAACGCCGGGGUGAGGGGCGCCGCCUGCCCCCCCCCGCCCCCGGCCCCGACACCCCCGACGCCAUCCUCAACCUCAGCCUCGGGGUGGGGGGCCCGCGGGUGCUGGCUUUCGUGCGCCCGGCCCACGUCCCCGAGGCAGCGCUGCAGCGGGACCCCCGGCGCUUCUGCUCCCCCGAACUUGCCCGCCUCCUCGCCCCCAUCUUCGACCCCCCCUCAGCGCCCCCCCGCCGUCGCCCCCGCAGCCCCUCCCCGCCCCCCGGGGACGAGCUGCUGUUCGAGGUGCAGAAGCUUUUUGCUGGGAGCCCGGGAGCCGGCACCGCCCUGCAGGCGUCCCCCCUGGACCUGGCCAUGCUGGCCCCGUACAUCCCCAUGGACGGCGACUUCCAGCUGGGCGGGGCCGAAGCGCCUCGGGGGCGUGGCCCGCGCCCGCCUGGCCCCGCCUCCGCAGCCGCGGCCACGCCCCCCCGCCCUCGCGCCCGCAGCUUCCCCGGCCGAGGCUCCGCCCCCUCCCGCCCAGGCCCCGCCCUCCCGCGCUGGGGCAGCGACCCCGCCCUCGGCCCCGCCCUGGCGCCCCGCCCUGGCAGGAAGAGGGCGCGGGAGCCGAGCGGGGAGGACGCGGGCGCCCCCCUGAAGCGCCCCGAGCUCGACCCCCACCUGCUGCCCCCCCUCGGCCUGGGGCUGCUGCUGAGUGGGGAGGACCCCGCGGGACUGAGCCCCCACCUGGGGCAGGAGCCACCCCUCGCUCUGUUGGCUGAUGGUCUGACCCUGCCGGGGGCCCCCCCUUCCCUGGGGCCCCCCCAGGAGGAGACUGAGGGGCGCCCCAGGGGGCCCCCCCAGGGCACACGUCUGGAGAGCAACUGAGGUGGGGGGGGGGGCCAACCCCCCCAAAACCAGCAGCGGCUCCAAACCACCAACACCCUCCCACCCCCCCAAAUUGAUGGGGACCCCAAAACUCAGCCCCCCCCAAAACCCACAGGAGGGGGGGUGUCUUGAAACACCCUGAUACCCAAUGGGGGGAUGCCCAAAAAUGAUCCCCCCCCCCCCCAACUCAUCCCAUAAAUGGGGGGGGGACCCAAGCUGGCACACAUUGGGGUCCCCCCAAAAAGCCAUCGCCCCUCCCACAGCCCCUGGGGUGCCCCCAGUGUGUGUUCCCCCCCCAAGCUGAGACCCCCCCACGCUCCCCCCCCAUUUACCCCCCCCCUUGAUCCCCCUCCUCUAAGCCCUUAAUCCUUGGGGGGGGCUUUGACCCCCUGGCAUGGGGGACCCCCCACUCCGAACACCCCCACAUGGGGACCCAUCUGGACACCCCCCUCCCCACCUCUGGGGGUAGGCCCCCCCCAAUUUAGGACACCCCCCCCCCAAUCGUCCCCCAGAGGAAACCCCCACACACACACACUUUUAGGGGCCCUCAGGGCUCCCCCCCCAACCACGAGGCCCCCCCCAAAAUCCUCCCAUGGGGCCUCCCAGCCCCUCCCCCCCCCCCCCAGUCCUACCUCGGCCCGGGCCCCCCUGGGGGGGCUCGGGGGGGGAAAACCCCCCCACUUGGUGCUGGGCUGAAAAUGCCCCUUUGGGGGGGGCCCAGGGACCCCCCCCCCCCCCCCCCCCCCAAAAUCUGGGACCACCGGGGCAGCGCCCCCCCCGCCCCCCCCCGGGGACCCCCUUUUAUACCGCUCCGUCCUGCGCAGCCCCAGGGCUCCAGAGACGCUCUCGUGCGAGAGCCUCGUGCAAGAGCCGGCCUCGUGCAAGGGCCUUGUGCAAGAGCCUCGUGCAAGAGCUGUCCUCGUGCAAGGGCCUCGUGCAAGAACCAUUCAUGUGCAUGAGCCUUGUGCAAGGACCUUGUGCAAGAGCCUCGUGUGAGAGCUGCUCUUGUGCAAGAGCCUUGUGCAAAAGCCUCCCUUGUGCAUGAGCCUCGUGCAAAAGCCUCACACAAGAGCUGUCCUGUGAGAACCAUUCUUGUGCAAAACUGUCCCUGGCGCAAGAGCCUUGUGCAAGAGCCAUCCUCGUGCAAGGCCCUUGUGCGAGAGCCACCCUUGUGCAACAGCCUCAUGCAAGAGCCUCGUGCGAGGGCCUUACGCCAAAGCCUUCAGGGAAAGCCACCCUCGUGCGAGAGCUGCCCUCAUGUGAGACCCCCCCCCCAGCGCCUCCCCCAAACCGCCCUGAGCCAGGGCGGGGCGGGGAGCUUGCAUGAGGAGCCCAGCCCUUGCACGACGGCCCUUGCACGAGGAGGGAGGGGGGGGGGCCGGACGCCGCUACCCAGAGCCGCUGGGACCCACACGCACACCCCUCCCCGCUGCGCCCCAAAAUGUCGCUUUGGGGGGGGCCCUGUAUUGCCUCCCCCCCGCCGCUACUCCCCUCGCACACGCGUGUGCGCAGGCCGCGUGCGAGAGAGGGGGGGGUGGGGGCUCGCGCAUGGUCAUACGCACACGCAACCCUCCCCGCCCGCCCCCCCGCCAUGCUGCCACCCCCCAAUAAACCUGCUCUGAACCCCC
Molecule: messenger RNA, 3682 nt
Organism: Tyto alba (common barn owl)
Lineage: Eukaryota; Metazoa; Chordata; Aves; Strigiformes; Tytonidae
Product: hypoxia-inducible factor 3-alpha-like
Biological process (GO): cellular response to hypoxia; regulation of transcription by RNA polymerase II
Molecular function (GO): protein dimerization activity; RNA polymerase II transcription regulatory region sequence-specific DNA binding; DNA-binding transcription factor activity, RNA polymerase II-specific
Source: RefSeq, a predicted model, not a curated record